Podarcis raffonei (Aeolian wall lizard) is the source of this 3520-nucleotide messenger RNA. RefSeq names its product PR/SET domain 5 (gene PRDM5). The transcript is spliced from 16 exons. Gene Ontology annotation, cellular component: nucleus. NCBI's taxonomy places the organism in Eukaryota, Metazoa, Chordata, Lepidosauria, Squamata, Lacertidae. Gene Ontology annotation, biological process: regulation of transcription by RNA polymerase II; negative regulation of DNA-templated transcription. The coding region runs from base 191 to 2107 and encodes 638 amino acids. The record is from RefSeq and is a predicted model, not a curated record. Gene Ontology annotation, molecular function: protein binding; RNA polymerase II cis-regulatory region sequence-specific DNA binding; DNA-binding transcription factor activity, RNA polymerase II-specific.
GAAGCAGGCCCGGCCCGGGGGGAGAGCAGGGGAGGAGAUCGAGCAGCAAGGCUUCCCCGCCCGAUCCCUUCUCCCUCCCCACACCCCACCUACCCAACCCGCUUCCCUUUGCAAUGAAAGCCCCUCUGGAUCCCUUUCCCCCGUUUAAGAGGCUACAUUAGUAACUCCCCCCACCCCAUAAUAGUACAAAAUGCUGGGCAUGUACGUGCCGGACAGGUUUGCCCUGAAGUCAUCUAGCAUUCAAGACGGGAUGGGGCUCUUUACGGCCCGGAGAGUAAAAAAGGGCGAAAAAUUUGGACCCUUUGCAGGAGAGAAGCGAAUGCCUCAGGAGCUGGAUGAAGACACAGACUGCAGACUGAUGUGGGAGGUGCGUGGGAACAAAGGUGAGGUGCUUUAUGUGCUGGAUGCCAGCAGUCCAAGGCAUUCCAACUGGCUCCGCUUUGUACAUGAAGCACCAUCCCAGGAACAGAAGAACCUGGCUGCUAUUCAGGAAGGAGAAAAUAUUUUCUACUUAGCUGUUGAGGAUAUUGAAACAGAUACAGAACUGCUGAUUGGUUACCUUGACAGCGACAUGGAAGAAGUAGAGGAAGAAGAGGAGGAAGUAAUUACUAACCAGGAAGAAGAUGACAGCAUCAUCAGCAACAAUGGUAACAGCAGCCAUAAGGAAUUGCAACAAACUAGUGAGAAAGAUUCUUUUAGUUGCAAAGAGGACCACGCCUGCCCUAACUGUGAAUCCAGUUUUGCCAGCCAGGAAAUCCUAGCUGAACACCUUCAGACGUUGCACCAAAAACCCAGUGAGGAAAAGGAAUUCAAAUGUAGGAAUUGUGGGAAGAAAUUCCCAGUUAAGCAAGCUCUGCAGAGGCAUGUUCUCCAGUGCACAGAGAAUGUCAACCCGGGAGAUCGUUCGAGAAGUUUUCAGUGUUCUGUUUGCAACACAUCCUUCAGCUCAGAAUUGAGCUACGAGCAACACAAAGAAGCAUGCCGAGGUGACGCCAGGUUCGUUUGCAAGGCUGACAGCUGCGGGAAGAGGUUCAAGAGCAAGGAUGCUCUGAAAAAACACAAGGAAAAUGUGCACACUGGAAACUCUAGGAAGAGGCUGAUGUGCUCAGUGUGCAAUAAGAGGUGUUCUUCAGCAACAAAUCUUCAAGAGCAUCGAAAGGUUCAUGAGAUCUUUGAGUGUCAGGAAUGUGACAAGAAAUUUAUUUCAGCUAACCAGCUAAAACGCCAUAUGAUUACUCACUCAGAAAAACGCCCCUACACCUGCGAGGUUUGCAAUAAGUCCUUCAAACGACUUGAUCAAGUGACUGCACACAAAAUAAUACACAGUGAAGAUAAACCCUAUAAAUGCAAGCUUUGUGGAAAGGGAUUUGCCCACAGAAAUGUUUACAAGAAUCACAAGAAGACCCAUUCUGAGGAGAGACCAUUUCAAUGUGAGGAAUGCAAAGCACUGUUCCGAACGCCAUUCUCUCUGCAGAGACACCUUCUAAUACAUAACAGUGAAAGAACCUUUAAGUGUGAUCACUGUGAUGCAACCUUCAAAAGGAAGGACACAUUGAACGUUCACAUACAAGUAGUUCAUGAUGGCCAUAAGAAAUACAAAUGUGAUUUGUGUGACAAAGCCUUUGUGACACCGUCUGUGCUUAAGAGUCAUAAAAAAACUCACACGGGCGAGAAAGAGAAAAUCUGUCCAUACUGUGGACAGAAGUUUGCAAGCAAUGGAACACUGAGAGUACAUAUUCGAAGUCAUACAGGUGAGCGUCCGUACCAGUGUCCUUACUGUGACAAAGCUUUCAGCAAGAAUGAUGGGUUAAAAAUGCACAUUCGCACCCACACAAGGGAAAAGCCUUACCAAUGCUCCGAGUGCAACAAAGCCUUCAGUCAGAAACGAGGUCUAGACGAGCACAUGAGAACCCACACAGGGGAGAAGCCUUUCCAGUGUGAUGUUUGUGACUUGUCGUUCAGCCUGAAGAAAAUGCUGAUCCGGCACAAACUGACUCACAAUCCCAAUCGCCCCAUGGCGGAAUGCCAGCUAUGCCACAAAAAGUUUACAAGAAACGACUACCUCAAAGUACACAUGGAAAAUGUCCAUGGAGAAACUGACAGCUAAUUUUGGCUUGCACGAAAGAGUGUCUAGUGUUUCCUUUGUAGGAGUAUAAACUCCAGACUUCUCACCUGAUUAGUGCACACAAGACACACACACAAAACUCUAAUGUGUUCACAUAAUCACUUUUUUCAUGGUGUCUUGUAUUUCUGUUCAGACAAAAAAGAAAAAGGGUACCCUAAAUUACAUGAGGCUAGAAUCAGCAUAAGUUUACAUAAUGCGGGUGGAUUUAUAAGACCAUUUUAGAAGGGCAAAUUGUCACCCAAAGCCAUCGCCAUUCUGUUAUAGGUAAGAGUUCUUUUUAAAUGCUCUAUCAUAUGGUGAAGUAGAUAGUUAACUAAAGCUGCAAUCCAAAGCACACUUACUGGGUGUAAAUUCCAGUCUGCUGUUCCAGUAGACAUGCUUAGCUUUGCACUGCACAGGGUGUAAAUGUUUUGUUGCCGAGAUAUGGGGAAACAGUUGCUUUCUCUAAGGAAACAAUCAGUGAGUUUUCUGAAAUAAUAGUAUAAACUCACUGUAUCUCAUUCCUCAGACAUUCUCACAGUCUAGUUUGAAAUUUUACAUAUUGAGGAUGGUGCUUUGAAUUACCUUAAUCCACCUCAUAAUUACACAUGAUUAGGUUCCAUAGAAAGCAUGGGGACCUCAGCAAAUGUCACCCUAGGACAAUAAAGCAAGUCCCUGUACUGGUAACUGAGAGAUUGCUAAGUCUGUGCAGCACUUUAUUACGCUUUAGUAAUAUUAUAAUAGUGGCUAGAUUUUUAUUAACCCGGUAAAUUGACUUCAAUUCUGUUAAAGCAGCAUGGCUCUUGCAAGCAAAGUUUAUUCUGGUUUAUAACGUUUUGAUUAAAUUCAGAACUGAUAUUGAAAUACUAGAAUAUUUUUCAAGUGCCACCGUGCUGUGGAGAAUGAGAUCUGGGGACAUGCCGUCUCAACUGCUUCAGCAUGGUUUAUUACUUUGGGUUGCUAUUGUGGAAGGCAAAUCAAAAGCAAGCAAUGUGAGUAAUUUUUGUUGAAAUGCUACGUUAGCACUAAUGCGAUAUUUGUAAAUGCCAGUGCCAGAGGAAACAAAAUCUCAGAAUGGUAUUCAACAUCUGAUUAAGUCAAGGAACAUGUAAUUAAAUUGCUAGGAAGAAUUUUUACCCCAUGGAAUUCUGUGGAGUUUAGAGUUAGGCUUGUGCAAUGAAUCUGUCAUUCAUAUUCUUUUUUUAUAUAUUAUUAUUAUAAAGACCAAGACUGGGUUAUGAAUAAUUUGCUAACUACAUUACUUUUUCAGCAAGUAGUUUGUCAUAAUUAUUAAUGGAAAGCCUGUAAAUUCUCUUACUUGGAUAAGCCAGUUAAUGUUCAAGGAAGCAAAUAAUGCACCAAGGUGUCAUCUUUGUAGGAAACAAAAGUUUUUUAAUAAAUUUGGUUCUAGGUUGA